GUUCUUCCCGAGGGCGGCACCAGGGCCGGGCGGUGGGGUCCGGGUGCCCGGGUGAGGGGCGGAGCUGGGGGCAUGGCGUCCGGAGCGGCUCGCUGGCUAGCACUGGCACCAGUCAGGUCCGGGGCUCUCCGAAGCGGGCCUAGCUUGAGGAAAGAUGGCGAUGUCGCCGCCGCACGGAGUGGCUUAGGCCAGAGCCUGGUACCGUCGAGGUCAGUCAUCGUUACCCGCAGCGGCGCCAUUUUGCCCAAACCGGUGAAAAUGUCCUUUGGCCUUCUCCGUGUGUUCUCCAUUGUGAUCCCCUUUCUCUAUGUCGGGACACUCAUUAGCAAGAACUUUGCCGCUCUACUUGAGGAACAUGACAUUUUUGUUCCAGAGGAUGACGAUGAUGAUGACUAACAGGCAUUACAGAAAGGAGAAAGCAGUAACUGAAGAAAUGGUGAUGCUCUCAGCUUCUCUGCCUUCCCUAUCAGCAGAAGGGCUCAGGGAAGGCCCUCAGCCUCCCAGUCUGGUGAAGCUUCCUGUAUGGUCCAUGACCAUAUCCCACCCCAGGCUCUGGCAGGCUCCCUGAGAUGUGCUGUCCACUAAGCACUGCACAAACAAGCAAAUUAUGAAUAAACGUAAUAAAUAUCAGCUGUG
Messenger RNA from Rhinopithecus roxellana (golden snub-nosed monkey), 636 nucleotides. It is a transcript of the gene SMDT1, whose product is annotated as single-pass membrane protein with aspartate rich tail 1. The coding region runs from base 73 to 396 and encodes 107 amino acids. Gene Ontology annotation, biological process: mitochondrial calcium ion homeostasis; calcium import into the mitochondrion. The record is from RefSeq and is a predicted model, not a curated record. Lineage: Eukaryota; Metazoa; Chordata; Mammalia; Primates; Cercopithecidae. The transcript has 3 exons. Gene Ontology annotation, cellular component: mitochondrial inner membrane; uniplex complex.